AUGUCUACUCAAGUGUCAGAAAGCCACGAAAAGAAGAUGAUGCAGCAAAUACAUAAUGUUGUGGUGAGCAACGGCGGAAUGGCAGUCCUUGGAAGCAAUCGCAACGUCACUAUCGGCAAACCGGAUGUGCAAUUGAAUAGCAAGGUCAACAAGUGUCGUGAAACUCUCUUUGUUACUCUGCCAGACAUCGAUAGAGAGACUCUUGCGAGUUCCAAGGGUCAGAGGACCCCAGGGACUUGUGAAUGGGUCUGUCACAAUCCUGCCUACCAAGCAUGGUUUGCCAAGGAGUCACCACUUCUCUGGAUAUCAGGGGGACCUGGCAAAGGGAAGACCGUCUUGUCGCUCUUCCUUACCGAACAAAUCAAAUUGUUCUGUGAAGAAUCAGGAAGCCGAUUACUUUAUUUCUUCUGCCGCUUUCAGCAUGAACAGUACAACAGUCCAACAAAACUGUUAAGGAGUCUUGCCUAUCAACUCCUCGAGUUCAGCAUUGACGGGCCUCAGAUAUCAGAAGUCUUCAACUUAGAGUGUCUCUGGAAGAUCUUCGAGAUUCUAUUGUCCCAGCCUCAUCUCCCCACAGUUUACUGUAUCAUCGACGGAAUUGAUGAAUGUCAUUCCUGCGAUAUCUUGAUGGAGAAGUUCGAGAGCCUUUGCAAAUCCCGUUCUGAAGGACCACUGGCUCUGGCUAUCAUUGGCCGAGAUGUUGAUGUACUAGGGCGAAGCUCUUACCAUUUCACUGCAUCGAGUCAAGCUAAUGUAUCUGGCUCCCAACUCAGUGAGCCUUUUCGUGAUAUACGGCUUGAUCCAGACAACGAAGAGAGUGUCAACAGCGACAUUGCCAAAUUCACGCGCUCAAGGUUGGAGCCAUUGACCAUCAUUGAUGGGUUCAAUGAUAUUCGCAUGGAUGUGGAGAAAACAUUGAUUAAAAAGGCUGACGGGACCUUCCUCUGGAUCAGCUUUGUGAUUCAUGAGCUUUGCAACAAGCGAACAUGUCUUCAGAUUCAAGAGAUAAUCAGAGACUUGCCAGAAGAUCUCCACCCUAUCUUUGGGAGGAUGCUUCAUCAGAUCGAUCCUAAAUACCGCCAAAGCACUAUAUCUAUCCUGACAUGGGUAGCUAUGACGGAGAGGCCUCUUACCAUCGCAGAACUUGCCAGCGCCAUAGAAUCUGAUCUUGCAAUAUUGGGUGGCGGAGACGCGCAGACAAUUGAGUUCCUUCUGAGCAACGAUUUCGAACCUUGGGACAUUGGAGACCAUAAUGAGGCGUUGGAGAUCGCGGCAAAUACAGGGCAAGAAGCGGCCGUUAAACUUCUUCUCGACCUACCCGCCACGGCGUUCGACUCUGAAAGCAAGGGAAGAUCCCUACUAGCAUCGGCAUACAGCGGCCAUAAGACUAUUGUGAAACUACUUCUCGAUAAUGGUGCGCAUAUCGACUAUACGACUGUUGGAAAAAUGACAGCUUUGGCUCGAGCAGUGAGAGCAGGGCAAAUCACUGUCGUACAGCUUUUACUUGAUCGAGGCGCUGAUAUUGAUACACGAAACCCUCUUCACGAAACAGCUUUGAUAAUGGCGGCUGGCAGAGGCCACUCUGCUGUGGUAGAACUGCUUCUCGCCCGAGGCGCUGACAGUGGAGCCUCAGACUACUAUGGCGACACAGCUUUAACUAAAGCAGCUGGAGGAGGCCAUUUCGAGACUGCUCAGAUACUGCUCCGCAAUGGUGCACCUGUAGAUUCCCAGGGUGCGGAGGUUCUGACGCCUUUGAUCAAGGCUGCACACUCAGGCCAUUUGGAUAUGGUUGAGUUGCUCCUUGACUGCGGUGCUGAAAAAGAGACUAUCAGGGGAGGUCAUGGAACACCGCUCAUCGAAGCAGCUGCAGAAGGUCAUGUUCAGCACAGGCUUAAUGGUACAGCCCUGGGAAGUGCUGCGUAUUUUGGUGAGUUGGCUGCAAUGCAGCUGCUCAUUGACCGAGGGACGGAAGUCAACAUGAAAAAUACUUUUGGCAAGACGGCUUUGAUCUGCGCUGCGAUGCAGAAACAGCCAGCCGCUGUGGAUCUCUUGUUGCAGAACAAGGCUGAGGUUGAUGCCAUCGAUGAAGGUGGCUGUACGGCAUUACUGGAGGCGGCAAAGAAUGGCGACCUUGAUAUUGUUUAUGCACUGUUAAGCAAAGGCGCUGAUCCCAAUCGGAGAAGCAAUUCGGGCGGCAUUGCAAUAAUAGAAGCAUUGAUGGUGGCUGGAGCUUCUGGGUUAGAGGUUGGGAGUCAGCUGGUCCAGAGAAAGACAGCCGCUGUAUGUUUGCUAGACCAUGGAGCUGACGUCAACCUCUACGGUAGAUUUUGUCACCGGGGCUUGGGGAAAUUGGACGCACCCCCACUGAUACAUGCAGCCAGCAACGGUUGGGAAUGGGCAGUUCAGCUGUUGCUUGAACGUGGUGCUGACUGUAAUCUACGAGCAGUCGCCAUACAGUCGGAGCCGGAGCCGAAGCCGGAGCCGGAGCUCGAGAUACGAAUGCAGCCUGUCACGAAUCCUAAGCAGAAGCGUUGGAAGUCAUCUUCACUCUGGAAACAUAGGAAGAGAUAA
Molecule: messenger RNA, 2571 nt
Organism: Fusarium tjaetaba
Lineage: Eukaryota; Fungi; Ascomycota; Sordariomycetes; Hypocreales; Nectriaceae
Product: NACHT and ankyrin domain protein
Exons: 5
Coding region: 1-2571 (856 amino acids)
Molecular function (GO): protein binding
Source: RefSeq, a predicted model, not a curated record